AUGAGUUCCUCAAGGAUAAUGGACCCUAAGCUGCGAGAUACUGAAGGAGAUGGAGAGGACAAUUCAGGAAAGAAAAAAUCGAAGUUCAAAUCUUUCAAAAAGUUUUUUGGUAAAAAGAAAAGGAAAGAGGCAUCAUCUUCUGGGAGCAGCAAUCUGAAGUUGUGCCAAUCCACAAGUGAUGUCGCAGCUUCUCAUGAGAUGCACAUUAGUUAUGAUUCUGAAGAUGAACUUGAGACACACAAAGGCAUUAUGGGAAGCAGAGCUUUGUCACACGAUAGCAUUUUCAUCCUUGAGACUGGGCAAGAGCCUGCAAGGCCAGUAAGAGUCUUUUCUCAAGAAAACAUUUCUGAUCGGAUUAGAGCUUUACAGCUGAAACUGCAGCCUACCAUAAAAUUGGGACCUCCACCUCCCUUUGGACUUCGUGCAAAGCGAACAGAGGAUGCUGGGACCAGUUCUGAAGAUGAUGGAUUACCCAGGAGCCCUCCAGAAAUGUCUUUGCUCCAUGAAAACCUAAAUUCAGGCACAAGAACAAGAUUCUCUGACUCUCACAAGCACCUUAGCUCUUUGAGUUUAGCUGGAACAGGCAGUGAAGAAGAAGAACAGGUUACACUGAGUCCUUCUUCUAGAUCUCACUCUACAGAUGGUCAGCUAUUCCCUAGGCAUGGAAGUGCCAGAUCUGGAUCUCCCCAGACACCUGACAGUACCAUCUCACCUACAGCCAAUUUUGACACUCCACCUGAGCUUUCUGCUUUCUUGGAUAAUUCUGCUGCAAGACAUAAGCUUUUAAUAAAACCACGGAAGCAGAGGUCCAGGAAAAUCAGAAGAUUUUCUCAGAGGACCCAGUCUGAAUCUCUGACUGAUCUGAGCUGUACCCCAGAAGAAGAAGAAGAGGAAGAAGAAGAGGAUGAUGCUGUGUUCAAACCCAGCAAUCAAGAACUACCAUGUGGCACAGCUGCAACACAGGAUGUGGCUUCCUGGCUGAAGCCCAGAAUGCCUGAGGACCUCCCCUCUGCUUUGAGACCAGUGGUGACUCAGUCUGCUUCUGAGUCUGCUGCUGCACAGGAAGCUCUGCUACCAGAGAAGCAGCCAGAAGACUGCCAACCAGCACUGGAAACAACCUGUGAGGAGGCUGAGUCCUCACUGUUGAUAGAAGGCAAGGAGUCCACAACUGCUUCCCACUCCAGUCCAGACAGACACUCCUCAGAAACACUACUUCUGUUGUCUGGGCAUGUGAGUGAUGUGUCAAUCAAUCCUUUCAAUCAAGAAAAUAAGGAGCUUCCUACUGUGUUUUCAGUAAACAAAACCCCAUCUGAAGAAAAUAUUUCAAUUUGUAAGAGUAGUAUUGUUUGCUUGGGAAGGUCAGAAGAAAAUAUACAGAAGGAUGAGCAGAUACCUGUGGAAAUGCCCUGUAAUAAAGAGGCAAAGAAGGAGGUUACUCUAUUGUCAGAGUCCAGCAAGCAGUUUUUCAUGGGUUCUUCCCAGCUCACAGACUCCUUCCAUGUCUCACAUCCUACUUCCUCAGUGCAAGUGGGAUCACCUACUUUCUGCUCUCUAGAGAAAAUAAAGACUGCAAAAGAGGCAGCUGCUUCUGGGAAGGAGAACAGUCAGUCCCUGGACCACAAGGAGGAACUACUGGGGAAGAAAGCUGAAAAAACAGUCAGUGAAUUCAAUGCCUUCAGAAAGUUUUCUGUUUCCUCUGCACGGGAGAGACCAAGGACCAGGAGCCUACACUUCCCAGAAAGAUCAGAGUUGGAAAGCCCAUUAAAUACUGGAUUCUUCCUGUCCAAAGCAAAGGUCUCCUCAAGAAAUGAGAAGUGGAAGGAAGACUUCCAGAAGGGAUCAGAUCUGGAUGAGGAAAAAAGCAGCAACAAAAAGCAGAGUUUGCUGCCAGAGCCUGACUCUGAGAACACAGGCCAACCUACAGAAAUUUUGGCUGGUCGUGUUUCUCCAGUUGGUGAUGCAGUGCCUAUGCCAAGCAAUACUUUGGUGGUAUCUCAGAAUCAGCCAAGCUGUAAAGAUAAAAAUCCUUUCCAAGUGAAACUUAGAUCCACUUCACUGUCCUUGAAAUACGGAGACGACUCGUCACCAGAAUCAAAAGGGAUUAAAAGAUACAGUGCAGAAUUUAAUUUAGAAAAUGAGGGAUUGACUUCCUUUCUAAAAGGUGAUAAGGCAGAGAUGAAAAAAACAGCCAAUACAAAUAUUGGUGAUUCUUUCAAUGAAAAGAUCAAACCCAAAGCAAAGUCUUCUGAACAGCUUAGCAGCAAACCUCCAUUGCCUAAAAAGCCAACCUUGCAAAAUAUAACCAUUCCAAACACCUCUGCAAACAAGGAGAAGCAGGACAAAGCUAUUCACUCUCCUGAAUCCAGAAAUGAAGACAGAGACUUGGAGAAACAGACAAGUCCUUGUAAAGUGCCUGAGAAAAGUGUGCCUUCCCCCGUGGCUGUUGGAGACUAUGGAAGAGAUCCUGACACUCCUGCAGAACCAGCCUGGAUUUCCAUAGCAAGGCAAAAGCAGUGGGGCAUGCAGCAGGAGAAGGAACUCAACAGAGAAAACCUGGUGGCUCCAGAUGCUAAGGCAGAUGUAGAGAAACAGAAUAAAGAAAAGGAACAAACAGAGGGGUCAGUGAAGCAACAAUGGAGCAAACCUUCACACUUGGCACCUAAAGCUGCUUCUGAGGAGCAGAGGAAAGAGACAAAGUCUGAAGUGAAGGAGUCCCUGCUGAGAACCAAUUCACUGUCACAUUUUCCUGUAGCUCCAGCACCUGCACUGGUGGAUAAGGAGGAAAUAAGCCACUUGAAGAAAAGCAGUAACGUUGCUCCGGAUCAGCCAUCGUGGAUGGAACUGGCCAAAAAGAAAUCUCAAGCUUGGAGUGAUAUGCCACAGAUUAUAAAAUAG
This is a messenger RNA of Acanthisitta chloris (rifleman), 2895 nucleotides long. RefSeq names its product KIAA1211-like ortholog (gene CRACDL). The record is from RefSeq and is a predicted model, not a curated record. Lineage: Eukaryota; Metazoa; Chordata; Aves; Passeriformes; Acanthisittidae. The coding region runs from base 1 to 2895 and encodes 964 amino acids. The transcript is spliced from 10 exons.